GGGCCCGGCCCGCCCGGCGCCCGCGCUCUCCCGCCGGCGAUGGCCCUGCUCCGGUACUUCUUAUUCCUCUACGGCCUGAAGCAGGCGCUGGGCAGCUACCCGAUCUGGUGGUCCCUGGCUGUUGGGCCCCAGUAUUCAUCUCUGGGCAUGCAGCCCAUCCUCUGUGCCAGCAUCCCGGGCCUGGUCCCCAAGCAGCUGCGCUUCUGCCGGAACUACGUCGAGAUCAUGCCCAGCGUGGCAGAAGGCCUCCGGGUCAGCAUCCAGGAGUGCCAGCACCAGUUCCGCGGUCGCCGGUGGAACUGUACCACCGUCAACAACAGCCUGGCCAUCUUCGGCCCCGUGCUGGACAAAGCCACCCGGGAAUCUGCCUUUGUGCACGCCAUCGCUGCCGCUGGCGUGGCCUUCGCGGUGACGCGCUCCUGCGCGGAGGGCUCCGCCACCAUCUGCGGCUGCAGCAGCCGCCACCAGAGCUCACCGGGAGACGGCUGGAAGUGGGGCGGCUGCAGCGAGGACAUCGAGUUCGGCGGGAUGGUGUCUCGGGAGUUCGCGGAUGCACGGGAGAACAGGCCUGACGCCCGCUCUGCAAUGAACCGCCAUAACAACGAGGCGGGGCGCCAGGCCAUCGCCAGCCACAUGCACCUCAAGUGCAAGUGCCACGGGCUGUCGGGCAGCUGCGAGGUGAAGACUUGCUGGUGGUCGCAGCCCGACUUCCGCGCCAUCGGCGACCUCCUCAAGGACAAGUACGACAGCGCCUCGGAAAUGGUAGUGGAGAAGCACCGCGAGUCCCGCGGCUGGGUGGAGACGCUGCGGCCGCGCUACACCUACUUCAAGGUGCCCACGGAGCGCGACCUGGUCUACUACGAGGCCUCGCCCAACUUCUGCGAGCCCAACCCCGAGACCGGCUCAUUCGGCACGCGCGACCGCACCUGCAACGUGAGCUCGCCGGGCAUUGACGGCUGCGAUUUGCUGUGCUGUGGCCGCGGCCACAACGCGCGCGCGGAGCGGCGCCGGGAGAAGUGCCACUGCGUCUUUCACUGGUGCUGCUACGUGAGCUGCCAGGAGUGCGCGCGCGUCUACGAUGUGCACACCUGCAAGUAGUGGUGCGCGCCUGGCGCGGGAGGCGGGGCUCCUCCCUGGAUGGGGGUGGGGAGGGGCGGUGAGGCUCCAGGGGUGAGGCUCAAGGGUGGGGGCGGGACCCUCUCUGGGGACGGGGCUCCCA
This is a messenger RNA of Pteropus alecto (black flying fox), 1219 nucleotides long. RefSeq names its product Wnt family member 3A (gene WNT3A). Gene Ontology annotation, biological process: cell fate commitment; multicellular organism development; neuron differentiation. The transcript is spliced from 4 exons. Gene Ontology annotation, molecular function: frizzled binding; cytokine activity. Lineage: Eukaryota; Metazoa; Chordata; Mammalia; Chiroptera; Pteropodidae. Gene Ontology annotation, cellular component: extracellular region. The record is from RefSeq and is a predicted model, not a curated record. The coding region runs from base 40 to 1098 and encodes 352 amino acids.